AUGAUCUUCGACACUCCUUAUGUUGAACGCAAUACUGGUCACGAUUGCUUCAAGCUCGCCGAAGGAAAACCGCCACCACGUUCUUGGUGCCCUCAACCAACGGGUCAGGACAGAGGUGGAGCCACAGUGGGGUCAGUGGGGUCGCACAACCUCUUGGAAGCCAUGGACAUAAGCCUAGAGGUCCUUGGAGCUGCUGGUACAACCUCUUGGAGCUGCACACCAAGUGGUCGACGAAAUGUGUGA
This is a messenger RNA of Prunus armeniaca (apricot), 243 nucleotides long. The record is from the annotation of a GenBank genome assembly. Lineage: Eukaryota; Viridiplantae; Streptophyta; Magnoliopsida; Rosales; Rosaceae.